Aspergillus wentii DTO 134E9 is the source of this 485-nucleotide messenger RNA. It is a transcript of the gene pfy1, whose product is annotated as profilin. The transcript is spliced from 5 exons. Bases 40 to 435 code for a protein of 131 amino acids. Gene Ontology annotation, molecular function: actin monomer binding. NCBI's taxonomy places the organism in Eukaryota, Fungi, Ascomycota, Eurotiomycetes, Eurotiales, Aspergillaceae. Gene Ontology annotation, cellular component: cell cortex. The record is from RefSeq and is a predicted model, not a curated record.
ACCCGAUCUUCCCGAUCACUUGUUUAUUCAACCGUCACAAUGGGUGCUCACUCUGCUAUCUGGCAAGGAUAUGUCGACUCCAGUUUGAUGGGCUCCGGCCAAUUUGACAAGGCUGGUAUCUUGAGCUACGACAUUUCCGCCCUGGAGGCCGGUUCUCCCGGGUUCACGAUCUCGCCCCAGGAGAUCGCUGCCCUGAAAGCUAGUUUCGCAGACCCCUCCUCCGUUUUCGGAACUGGUAUCACCGUCGGAGGUGAGAAGUUCGUCUGCAUCCGCGCCGAUGACCGCAGCAUAUACGGCAAGAAGGGCAAGGAGGGUAUCGUUAUCGUCAAGGCCGCCUCCGCAGUCAUGAUCGCUCACCACGGCAAGGAUGUCCAGACCCCCAACGCAGCAAAUGUUGUUGAGGGGCUCGUUGACUACAUCAACAAGCCCCAAUAGAUGGGGUCGAGAAGAAAACGCAGCGAUUCGUUUGAGUUGUGAGAAAGGAC